This is a messenger RNA of Pipistrellus kuhlii (Kuhl's pipistrelle), 3502 nucleotides long. Its product is annotated as putative DMBT1-like protein. The transcript has 23 exons. Lineage: Eukaryota; Metazoa; Chordata; Mammalia; Chiroptera; Vespertilionidae. The record is from RefSeq and is a predicted model, not a curated record. Bases 1 to 3477 code for a protein of 1158 amino acids. Gene Ontology annotation, cellular component: membrane.
AUGGGCUGCCCGGCCCCCCUGCUGGGGCUGCUGCUCCUGCCCGGCGUCUUUCUCCUGGAAACAGCGCACUUCCCGCUACAGCUCAGACGGGAGCUGCCGGGGCGUGGGGUCAGCCAUGCGAUACGGCCGGGGGCGCCUCGGCGGUUGCACAAGCUCCUUGAGGACAAUGGGCCCGAGAGCUUCCGGGAACAGCGAGGGCAGAGGCGGAGCUGGUUCUGGCUGGAGCUGUUCCGGGCCAGCACCGGCCCUUUCCUAAGUGACCCCUCUCCCCACGCAGCCGCCGAGACCGAGCGCCAGAGGCCGGCUCUGGAUGACAGGAAGUCGGACACCAUCCUCUCAGUGCUGCCGGCCGCCGGCUCCACUCCUCUCCCGCCUCUGACUGCGGCGCCCUCGGCAUCGCCAGAAGACCCGCCGCGGAUGAGGCUGGCCAACGGCACCGGGCGGUGCUCCGGGCGCGUGGAGGUGUUCUACCAGGGCGCCUGGGGGUCGGUGUGCGGGGACAGCUGGGGCCUGCGGGAGGCGCAGGUGGUGUGCAGGCAGCUGGGGUGCGGCCGGGCGGUGUCGGCCCCGCCGGGCGCCCACUUCGGGCCCGGCUUCGGGAAGAUCCUCCUGGACAACGUGCACUGCAGCGGUGAGGAGCGCCACCUGGCCCAGUGCGCCCAUGACACCUGGUUCACGCACAGCUGCGGCCACGAGGACGACGCCGGGGCCGUCUGCGAGGGUCCUCUAGCGGCAGACCCCUUCCGGCCAAGGGAGGGCUUCUCCGAGCCUUCGCUGACCACAGCCCCGGAGGCCCCGACACCUCCACCUGCAGGAGGCUGGGCUCCAGUGCGGCUGGCGGGCGGCCCGGGGAGCUGCGCGGGCCGCGUGGAACUCUUCCACCAGGGCGCCUGGGGGACCGUGUGCGACGACCUCUGGGACCUGCCGCAGGCCAGCGUGGUCUGCAGGCAGCUGGGGUGCGGCCCGGCCGUCUCAGCGCCCGGCGAGGCCCACUUCGGGGAAGGUUCCGGCAAGAUCCUGCUGGACGACGUGCGCUGCAGGGGCGACGAGGGGCACCUGGGGGAGUGUGCCCACCGCGGCUGGCUCUCCCACAACUGCGGGCACGGGGAAGACGCGGGAGUGCUCUGCUCAGAGAAACCGCGCUGCGGUGGCGUAGUCACCAGCCCGUCGGGCGCCGUGCGGAACCCGCCGCGGAGCGACAUGCGCGACAACAUGACCUGCGUGUGGGAGAUCCGGGCCAACGCGUCCGACCACGUGCUGCUGGCCUUCCCCUACCUCAACCUGGACUGCACCAACGAAUACUUCGACAUCCUGGACGGCCCCCCGUCCUCGGCCACAUCCCUGGGGAGGACCUGCUCUGGCUUCUACCUCACCUACGCGUCCUCCUCCAGCUCCAUGACCCUCAAGUACUUCCGGGGCUCCAACAGCAUCGGCAAGGUCUUCAUUGCGUAUUUUUACUCCACGCCCAAAGAGCCGGCUCCGCAGACCCCACGGCCCACCGACCGGGAGGUUGGCCAGCUGACGGCUCGGUCCCUGAUGGUGGUGCGGGGCCGGGAGCCGGCCAGCCGGGACUGGCCGGCGCUGCGGCUGGCGGGCGGCUCCGGCCCCUGCUCGGGGCGCGUGGAGGUCCUCCGUCAGGGGGCCUGGGGCACCGUGUGCGACGACCUGUGGGACCUGAACGAGGCUGAGGUUGUGUGCCGGCAGCUGGGCUGCGGCAGGGCCCUCGCUGCCCUGGGGAAGGCCCCGUUCGGCCCGGGCUCCGGGGACAUCCUCCUGGACAACGUCCAGUGCUCGGGGGCCGAGCAGCACCUGGGCCAAUGCGCGCACUCGGGCUGGGCGGAGCACAACUGCGGCCAUCACGAGGAUGCCGGCGUCACCUGCUCCGAUGCAGAAGACCUGCCUCCUCCCACACCUCCAGGUCUUUCCACGGCGUCUCAGGAUCGCCUAACAGGAGGAAGUCGCUCGUGCGGAGGGGUGCUGACCAGGCUCCCCGGCUCGUUUUCCAGCCCCCGGUACCCCGAAAACUACCCAACCGACACCCAGUGCGUCUGGGAGGUCCACACGGAUAAACAAUCCCGCAUCAAGCUCUGGAUCCCGAGUCUGCACCUGGAAGACAUCCCGGGGUGCCCCUUCGACUCGGUGGAGGUCUUCGACGGGCCGCGGACGGCCGCGCGCUCCCGGGGCCGGUUCUGCGCGCCCGGGGCGGUGCUGGUGUUCUCCUCCUCGGACACCGUGACCGUGGUCUUCCGCAGCGACGCCGUGGUCACCGGCUCCGGCUUCCAGGCCCUGCUCGCCACGAUCCCGCCCGGCGAGGGGGAGCCAGACCCGGCCCUGCGGCUGGCGGGCGGGCGCAGCCGCUGUGCGGGCCGCGUGGAGGUGUGGCACGGGGGCGCGUGGGGCACCGUGUGCGACGACGGCUGGAGCCUCCGCAACGCCCGCGUGGUGUGCCGCCUGCUGGGCUGCGGGCCCGCGCUCAGCGCCCCCGGCCGCGCCCGCUUCGGCCCCGGCGCCGGGCCCAUCCUGCUGGACGAGGUGCGCUGCGCGGGCACCGAGGGCGCGCUGGGCAGCUGCCGGCACCGCGGCUGGGCCCGGCACGACUGCCGGCACCGCGAGGACGCGGGCGUGGUCUGCGCAGCCCGCCCCGCCGCGCCCCGGGACCAGGCCCAGCUGUCCUGCUUGCCGCACCUCUUCCGGGUGACCGUGGACCGCGGCUACCUCCGGCGGCUGGGCUACUCCUCCUGGGACGUCCACCUGAACGACGAGCUGUGCCGCCCCCGGGUGGCGGGGCGCUUCCUCGUCUUCAGCAUCCCCUACGGCCACUGCGGCACCGUCCGGCAGGAAAGCCUCGGCUCCCUCAGCUUCUCCAACGCCAUCCGCGGCCACGUCGCCCUGCGGCACCGGGUGCCCCAGCUGACACUCACCUGCUCCGUGGACGCCCCGUCGGCAGGCGAGCCUGUCCCCGGCGCCGCCUACGAAGUGUCCGUGGCCUUCCUGCAGCUGCCCGUGGCCCCGCCUGCGGGGAGCGCGGGGCCGGAGGACGGGGGCCCCAGGGAGGAGGUGAUCCUGCAGGCCACGCUCCGCACCCCGGACCCCGGCCUGAGGCUCUCCGUGGACACCUGCGUGGCUUCCCCGGACCCCCGUGACUUUGCCACCGUCACACACGACCUGAUCCGGCAAGGGUGCGUCUCAGACGACACCUACGUCAGCCUCCCCUCGCGCCAGAGGAACACGGCCCAGUUCAAGUUCAACGCCUUCAGCGUCCUCCCCGGCCACGAGGUGGUCUACCUGCGGUGCGAGGUCGCCGUGUGCAGGGCGGGCGACCCCUCCUCCCGCUGCUCGCGGGGCUGUGCCGGGCGGGGCCGGGGCCCGAGGGCUGUGGGCCCCGUGGCGGCCGCGGGGGAGCCGGCUGGGCCUCUCCGGGUGCUGGGGCCACUGGAGAUCCGCAGAGGAACAUACCAGGUCAAGAUCGAGGUGUGAUUUCUCCAGUUCCCCCACAAUCCUG